This is a messenger RNA of Thalassophryne amazonica, 3061 nucleotides long. RefSeq names its product nuclear cap binding subunit 3 (gene ncbp3). Lineage: Eukaryota; Metazoa; Chordata; Actinopteri; Batrachoidiformes; Batrachoididae. Gene Ontology annotation, cellular component: cytosol; nucleus. Gene Ontology annotation, molecular function: mRNA binding; RNA 7-methylguanosine cap binding. The transcript is spliced from 13 exons. The record is from RefSeq and is a predicted model, not a curated record. The coding region runs from base 34 to 2031 and encodes 665 amino acids.
CACUUCCGGGUUUACGCAGCAGCGUCGGCGGCUAUGGCUGCAGUGCGAAGCCCGCGGGUGUCACUGAAGUCGGACAGCUAUUCUGACUGCUCGGAAUCUGUAUCCGACUCCGAAUCGGACAAGGAUGCUCGUGAAGCCGAGCCGAUGGAGGUGGAGGAGGGAGAAGUGGAGGCAGAAGAGGAGGAUGUGUCGGUGAGCCGCUCCCUGAAGGAGCUGCUGCCGGACAUGAGCCGGCGUUAUGAGAAUAAAGCUGGAGCGUUUAUCACUGGAAUUGAUGUCAACUCCAAGGAGGCCAUUGAGAGGAAGGAGAAGCGAGCGCGGCGCUUUCAUUUCAGAGGGGAAGUCAACUUUGGCCAAAGGAACGUUCUUUUAGAUAAAGACAACAUGAAGAAAGCUAUCCCCACACUGCGCCUGGAGGCCGUCCAUGUGACGGGGGUGGAUGACAUGAGCACUCAGGAUGUGUUCGGGUACUUUAAAGAGUACCCUCCGGCACACAUCGAGUGGAUCGACGACACGUCAUGUAACGUGGUUUGGUUGGAUGAUGAUACAUCCAUCCGAGCGCUCAUCAACACCAGCCGAAUGCCUGACCCGGAGGCUGUUGUCACGGAGAUGGGCAGCGCCAUCCAGUCCACUGAGCAAAGCAAAGGUCGACGGGAUCAAAGUUCAGAUGAUCACGAGGAAGAGGAGGAAGGUGAGGUGGACGAGGAUGAGGAGGAGCUGACUAAGAAGAGCAGUGAGGAGAUCGAGGGCAAAGAGAGUCAGGUGGAUGAUCUGUCGAAGGCUGAGAGAGAGUCUCUGCUGAGGAAUGACCUUCGACCUGCCAUCAAACCUUUUAAAGGAAACAGACUCUUCCUUCGUUUUGCCACUCAAGAAGAUAAGAAAGAACCAGGGGCCGCCAGGCGUAGCAGAUACUACAUGAAGUAUGGAAACCCAAACUAUGGUGGCAUGAAGGGGAUCCUCAGCAACUCUUGGAAGAGGAGGUACCACAACCGGCGUAUACAGCGUGAUGUCAUAAAGAGCAAGAAGCCGCUGAUUGGAGACAGCAUGGGGCAUACACCGCCAUACACCCAUCGGCACUCUGCUGACCUGGUCAACCUGCCUGAAGAGCCCAUCGAGGAGGAGGAAGAGGAGGAGGAAGAGGAGGCCAGCGAUGAGGACAUGGACUCAGACGACAGGGUGGUGGAGUACAGAGAACGAGGUGAUGGUGCCGGCUCCCGCCCACUGCCAGUGGGGCUCCGUACGCGGGCAGACCGCUCUCCGUCUCCCUGGUCAGAGUCCGAUGAGAUGGACUAUGACCUGGAGCUGAAGAUGAUCUCUACACCAUCUCCCAAGAAGAGCAAGAAGAUGACCAUGUACGCUGAUGAAUUGGAGAGCCACCUGAAGAGCAUCCGAAACAGGAUUGGAGUGACAGGAUCACAGAGCAAGACCAAAUCCACAUCGCCCAGCAAGGUGACUGAUAUACGGCAGCUGCUGGAGGAGAAAAGACAAGGCCUCAGUCAGGAUAGAGAGCGCCCCCAAGUGGCUGUCAGUGGAAAGACAGACGUAAAGCAGCGACUGGGGAAACGGCGUUACUCUCCCAGUAGACAGCGCUCGCCCUCCCCCGCCUCUCUACGGGAGAAGCCCCCGGCCCGAGAACGGAUGACAGAUGUGCAUCGCAGACUGGGUGUGGUUAGCCAGGACGGCCGGAGCCACUACUCGAGCUCAGCCAAAGACAGAAAGACAAGUGACCUGUGGAGCAGACUCGGCUCCGGGGACGAUGAUGUCAGCGUCAGGCGUCGUGAGCGGCGGUUGAGCAGCCGCCCGUCCGCCGGCAGGAGCGUCACGAGCGAUGGUAAGAGGAGCAGGAGGGGAGGGGAUGCAGAGGAAGAGGAGGAGGGGGAAGACGACUCCACACUGCAGAGGAUGUGGGGCGCCAUGAUCAAACAGAAACAGGACCGUCUGUCCCACAAGUCCAAGAAGAGCAUGCUGGACAACCUGCCGUCACUGCAGAUCGAGAUCAGCCGUGACACCAGCGACGACUCUGAUGCCUAAUCCCUGAAUGAUGGCGACUUCAGUUGGCAAGUAGUAGAAGCACAGAGGUGGGGCUUGGGUCCACAGAGGCGGGGCCUGCGUCCACAGAGGUGGGGCUUGGGUCCCACAGCUGACACUUUUCUCCAUUUAUAUAUUAAAGAUUCUCUGAACCUGAUUUUCACACCAAAAGCCUCCAACUCUUCAGUUUUUGUGCUCCUGAGGAAGCGAGGCCCUGUUCCAGGACGCCUCUGUAGUUCGGGGGACGCAGUGCCAUGCACGUGUGUCAUGGGAAUUAAAGUCUCCACAGCAACUCAGAUUCUCUCGUCUCUGUGGGUGGACCCAGCGAAUCAUCUUAUUUUACGUUUGUUUUUUAGAUGCCCAUCAGUCAAUCAUUCCUGCUGCUCACUGUGUUGGGAUGGAGGUUUGUUUGUUUUUACUGUGCAACAUGAAGCUGAGAAUUGAACCCUCAACCUCAGAGGCAGUUUUCCUGCCGUCUCCUUCCACACGUUCAACCACACAGGCCCAGUCUGACCUGACCGUGAGAGGUGUGUGUUUGUUGGGCUCUCUGAGUGUGGUAGCUGUAGCGCCUCCCUGUGGCUGAUGCAGGUGGUUGCUGAAGGUGAAACUAAACUCUGCUGUUCAAACAGAUGGAUCUGAUCAAACUGUUUUUCUUAUCACAGCUUUUAUUUUUUAUUUCACUCACUCACAGUUCUUUUUAAAGUUACAGUGAAAUGAAAAAAGAAUUGUUGACAUUUUUAGUCUCAUGUCUUUGUUGAAAUCUGAGUAAAUGUCAAAUAAUGUGCAUAAAACAACAUUCCAGCAGAGGGUGUUUUUGAUGAGCCCUGUCCUGUAAGGGGUGUCUCCAAGACUUCAUCCAGUCAAAUGUAAUGUGGUCACCAGGCUCCUCCCAUCACUCUUUUACCCUGUUAGCUGUAGCAGAUGGACUGACUGUUGCUAUCUGCUGGUGUGUGUUUGAAUGACAGCUGACAAAAACAUUUCCCAUAAUGCCACAGUUUUUGUUUAGAGCUGGCUUGUUCACAUCGUGGAAGAA